AAAUGCAAUUUAUUUGUCAAUUUUAUAUCAACAUAAACAAAAAUAUUUUCUAAUUAUCAAAAGAAAUUUCUUUAUUUUUAAAGGACGAACAAAAAUACAUUAAACAAUGAAAAAUGUAUGUCGUACCUGCAUGCUAAAUAAAGCAGACCAGUUAGAGGUGGAACAAGAUAUGAGUGAAAUUGAAAUGAUAUCAAUUUUUAUUGAGAGCACAAUGGAAAAACUCAGCCUGAAAGAAUUAAUAAAAACCGCUGUACCACAAAUAAAAAUAGAGGAAAAUGACCAAUUACCAAAAAGUAUAUGCCAAAAAUGUUUGGACAAAAUCAAAGAAAUUUAUAAUUUUCAACAGAAAUGUGUCAACAUAGAAGAAAAAUUCUAUAAAAUGUUAGAUGAAGGCAAUUUAAGUGAUUCACCCAAUAACGCUGAAUAUCUAGAGGAGCAGCUCAUUAAAACUGAAAUGAUAAAUAGAUAUUUGAGCGAGGAUAAUUCAAUGGAUUACAAUAAUGAACAUGACAGAUUUACCGAAGAUGAAAUCAAUCGUGUGGAUAUCAGCAAUAAUUCUAUUGAUAUAUUGUGGCAAGGAGGUGGUGAAAGCGAUUGUUUGGAAAGUCCACAACAAAGUAAAUCAAAAGACGGAAAAAAGAUAAAUAGAAGCAAAAGAAAAAAGAAAGAAAAUAAUAUAAAAAAGAAAAGUCCCAACGAAACAUUAAAGUCAACAUCCAGAAGGCGUAAAGAUAAAUCAAACGAAUCUGAAAAUAAAGAAAUUUAUCCCUGCGGCAAGUGUCAGAGGAAGUUAAUAUCUAAAUUAUCAUUUAUUAAACACCAAGAAUUGCACUUGAGAAAGGACAAAGAAGAACAGGAAUUAAAAUGUAGUAUUUGCAACUUGGAGUUUACAGAAAAAACUGCAUUUAAAAAUCAUCAACAAACACAUACAGCCGAAAAAACUUUCUUAUGCUCACAAUGUGGCAAAGGAUUUGCUUCAGCCGGAAGUUUAAAACAACAUUCUCUUCGUCAUUUAGACAAGAAACUUUAUCCCUGCACAGAUUGUCCAAAAUCGUUUCCUACAAAAAACGAUCUCCUUUGCCAUUAUGAAAUUCAUAAAGCCAAACCACGAAUCCAUGUGUGUGAUGUGUGUGGACGUGGUUUUCACAAACAAUUUUUAUUGAAGCAACAUCAAAGAUAUCAUAAUGACGAAAGACCAUUUGCUUGUGAAUUUUGUGAAAAACGAUUUGUUACGAGUGAAAAACAACAGCGACAUAUGCGCACACACACGGGUGAAAAACCAUAUCGCUGUAAAUACUGUGACCGAGCAUUUGCUCAAAGUAAUGAUUGCAUUAAACAUUUGCGACAACAUUUGGGGGAUAAUGUUUAUAUGUGUGAAUUAUGCCCAUUAAGAUUUCCUUUGGCCAGAGAUUUGCGAGCACAUUUCUCCAGCCAUAAAGACGACGAUGAUGAAACCCGAGCCCGAAAUCUUAAAGCUCGUCUAGAAGAAGAACGAAACAUGGAAAUAAAAUUAAUUGCUUAAUAUCUCUUUGGGCAAACAUUUGAAAUUUGUAAAAAAUUAAACUAAUAAAAAUCUAAUGUUUGUUCGUAAUAGAUAAACUCAAGAACUACUACA
Molecule: messenger RNA, 1615 nt
Organism: Lucilia sericata (common green bottle fly)
Lineage: Eukaryota; Metazoa; Arthropoda; Insecta; Diptera; Calliphoridae
Product: zinc finger protein OZF-like
Exons: 5
Coding region: 107-1522 (471 amino acids)
Biological process (GO): regulation of transcription by RNA polymerase II
Cellular component (GO): nucleus
Molecular function (GO): DNA-binding transcription factor activity, RNA polymerase II-specific; zinc ion binding; RNA polymerase II transcription regulatory region sequence-specific DNA binding
Source: RefSeq, a predicted model, not a curated record